UACAUGUGUUUUAAAAUCAGCUCUGUGUGUUUGUGUUGCAGCUCAUCAAAGCUGAGUGUAAGCAGAGCGGUGAGGCUGCAUCUGCCUACCACCGGAGGGAGCUGCACAAGCCCGCCACCUUCUUCAACCACAGCUUCGAACUGCCCUAUAGUAACCCCUACUUUGAGCCCACGCUGAACUCCCCUCUUCAGGACAGGCAGAGGGUGAAGCACGAGAGCCUGGACGACCUGCAGGCCUCCACGUACUUUGGCCCGACGACAGUCUCCGAGAGCGUCAGCAACAGGAAGCACGGUCACAAAGCGGCGGGGAGGCAGCCGUCGUGGCCAGUGAAAAGUCUCAGUCUGAACGCGGAGGAGGGUCCGCCGGACUUUGAGAGGUCGUUCAUCAUGAACGGAAAACCUCUCAAAGAAAACCUCCAUCACAAUAUCAGCGUCAUCAGCACCGACGAGAAGCUUUUCCAGAGCCCGAAGGACAAGGUGGUCGCGUCUCCGUCUGGAUUUGCUAAGAAAACCAACGGAUUAAAAACCAAGGAUGUUGCUCUGAUGUCCAGCGGGCCCGCGGGUUUGGACAAAAGAGAAGCGGCCAAAAGGUUUCGAGACAAAAAUGUGAAGAGUCACUCCUUCCAGGGAGGGGACAGCUCGUCUAGCGUGGGGACUCAAACAGAGCUGGCCGAGCAGAAGAAGGUGAAGGAUUACAGGCUGGAGAGACAGGCCUUCAAACACUCCGACGAGGACUCGGAGCUCGUCAGUGAUGACAUCAGCGAUAUCUUUCGUUUUCUGGACGAUAUGAGCGUUUGUGACUCUCUGGGCGUCAUCCAGCCCUCGUGCUACAACAGCAACGGAUCUCUCUCGCAGGUCACGCUCAAGUCUGAGGGUGACAGCUCCCCCGAACGCAACACGGUCAAACUAGCCAAGUCUAAGCUGGACCGCCUCUUCAACUCGCUGGAAAACACGGAUGACGAGCUCAAAUCGAGCGUUUGCAAGCUCGUGAUGCGGAUCGGCGAGAUCGAGAAGAAGCUGGAGUCGCUGUCGGGGGUCCGGGGCGAGAUCUCCCAGGUGCUCUCCAAACUCAACAGGCUGGACGAGAAGAUCCAGGAGCCGGAGGCCAACGGGAGGCACGCAGAGUCGGCCUCUGCGUCUGGAUCCACGGCCGACCAGAACAAGCUGCAGCCUCUACCGCAUCCCAACGCCAACCUGUCCCCGCACAUUUUCCAGUGCCACACCACGGGACACGACGGCAAAAUGGACGGCGGCCCCCCGGGGGAGCGGUGCUGCUCUGACGGGAGUAACAACGACAGCCUGAGGACAAAAGCUCUGAAGAAGAGCAUGUUCACCAGGAGGUCUUCCCGUUCGCUCAACGAGGAGAGCGGCGCCACCGAGUCGAAGAUCGCCAGCAUCACCAGCUCUCCUCGGGAUUGGAGGACGGUAUCAUACUCCUGCCAUCCUGAAGAUGAGGGCAACGACAUGGACAGAGACAGAGACGGCAAGGACAGACACAGGAAGGCCAAAGAGGCAGAGCGAGAGCGUCAGUACGAGCUCCCCCAGGCCCACCGCCCCCCUAAACCUCCGAAGGACCCCUACCUGGUCGAGCAGGUUUUCUCUCCUCACCCCUUCCCCCCCUCCGUUAAAGCCCACGUCAAAGGCAGCCCCCUGUACACGGACCUGAGGCUCACCAGUGUGUCGGACGGGAAGCGUGGCCAGCCGUCCUGGACCUUGGAGGAGUACAAACGCAGCUCAGGAGAGAAGGGGAAGCAGCUCACCGCUCUGGACCUGCAGACCCAGGAGUCCCUGAACCCCAACAACCUGGAGUACUGGAUGGAGGAUGUCUACACGCCGGGCUUUGAUUCGCUGCUGAAGAGGAAGGAGGCGGAGUUUAGGAGGGCGAAGGCGUGCAAGAUCGGCGCACUGAUCGCAGCCGCUACCUGCACGGUGAUCCUGGUCAUCGUGGUUCCAAUCUGCACCAUGAAAACAUGAGAGGAUGGAAUUAUUAACCCUGUGUGUGCUGUGGCCGAGUGUGCAGAACACUGGUGGGACUUUAUCUGAACCAGAAUUUUCACUUCAGGUGGUCUUUCUGCCAACAUAUUAGAACAGCUAUUGUACAAUAAAAUCAGCAAGUGCAUACUAUAUAAACUGUACAUAGAGGUUUAACAUUAGUAGUUAAUUGCAUUGUUAUAAACUGGGAGCCCAUUGAUUAGACGGUCUGUCUUUAACACCUCCAGCAGAUGAACCGAACAGGAUUUAUCGUAUAGCCAGCGUAGGAUAUUUUUAUUUUUCGUAUGAUUACUGUACAGUGUAUUUUGAUCAAACUUAUUUUUGAUGAAUUUAUCCGCGCGAAUGUGAGAAUUUUACCUUUAUUUUAUUAUCUUCCUUCAAUCACAGAAAGCGUUUGAGGAAAUGAACUUUGUGCAACACAUUUUUCUAAUUAGACACACAGUAUAAAGAAGUAGUUGAAGUAAUUACAGAUGUACUUGUACAUAGGCU
Labrus mixtus (cuckoo wrasse) is the source of this 2480-nucleotide messenger RNA. It is a transcript of the gene minar1, whose product is annotated as membrane integral NOTCH2 associated receptor 1. The coding region runs from base 387 to 1973 and encodes 528 amino acids. Gene Ontology annotation, cellular component: plasma membrane. NCBI's taxonomy places the organism in Eukaryota, Metazoa, Chordata, Actinopteri, Labriformes, Labridae. The transcript has 3 exons. Gene Ontology annotation, biological process: negative regulation of TOR signaling; negative regulation of cell population proliferation. The record is from RefSeq and is a predicted model, not a curated record.